UACAGCUGCUGAGUUUCACCUGAGAGCAAAAUAAGCAAGCCUUCCUCCCUCUUCCCCCCCAGCAGGGACGCAGUGACAGGCCUCGGAGGACUCGCGUUUAAAUUGGACUCUUUCCUUCCCGCGUGUCUUUAAGGGUUGCGAUGGAUCCGGUGUGCGGCAGCGUGUGGCCGAAGGUGGCUGUGCUGCUGCUUCUCGCGGCAAUGCGGCCGAGGACAGAGGCGAUGACGAUAACAUCGACAGGGUCGCAGACUAUUCAGCAAGCGGAAGGGGAUUCUGUCAACCUGGGCUGCACCUACACACCGGCUGCAGAGGACAAAGGAGAGCUGGACAUAGAGUGGUCCAACGUCAGCCCGGACAUGACGCAAAAGGACAAGCUGCUCUUGUCUUACGCAGCCGGAGCGACGCACAACUACUACCCGGAGUUUACCAACAGGAUGAAAUUUUUGACGGAGCCGAACCAGGGAGACGCGUCCAUCACCAUCUCAGGUCUGAAGGUCUCUGACACUGGCACUUAUCAGUGUAAAGUGAAAAAGGCUCCGGGCGUGGACAUGAGGAAAGUCACUCUGGUUGUGCUGGUGCCCCCCUCCACGCCAAGGUGUUGGGUUGAAGGCGGUGAGGAAAAAGGAGCCACGGUGUCCCUCCGCUGUAAAUCCUCCAAGGGAUCCACUCCUCUCACUUACGUGUGGACACGAGAGACCGGCGGUGCGAUGCCGGCCACUGCGACGCAAGACAAAGGUGGAGAGCUUCUGAUAAAGAACCAUACGGACAGCAACACCGGGACAUAUGUGUGUGAGGUGAAAAAUGCCGUCGGACAAGCACAGUGCAGAUACGACCUGCGUGCAUACAACCCUACCAAUAAAGUGGGUGUCAUAGUUGGUGCGGUUAUAGGCGCUCUGCUGCUGUUGAUCCUCCUCCUGAUUCUCAUCUGGCUCCUGAUCAUCUGCUGUCAGAAGAAGCGCUACCAGAAGGAGGCUGCAAAUGAAAUCAGGGAGGAUGCCCCUGCUCCAGAGAGCAGACCCUCCAGCAGGCAGUCAAGCAGGCACUCCAGUUUCCAAUCGAUGGCAGGAUACCGUACUCACCAGGGGGUGCAGUACACUUCUGUAAGGGGUCAUCUGCCCAAUAUCCACGAAUCGGGUCCCAUCUACAACGGCGGCAGCAACUCGCCAAGCAUAGCAGGGGACAGAGCAACUUCUCUGAAAUAUGACCAGCGAUACGGCUAUGCGGUUUAGCUGCAAGUGUGUUUUUUUUUUAGCGAGGCCAAAACUGUACAAAAUGUAAAAUAUGAAAAGCCACGUGAAGGAAAAAUGCUAUGUACAGUUACAAGUUACUCAAAGUGCAAUCCCAGUGGGAGUGCCACACUGCGACGCUUCUCUGCGUUCAUAUGAAGGGCAGGUUCUUGUCGUUUAAGUCGCUAUUGCACAAAUGUUAGCUGAAGCUUUAUGUAAAAUAUAUGUAACAAGCAUUUGAAUAAUUCAUUAAGGUGUUUUUACCUCCAACAUACAAAAGUACUGUAUGAUUGUAAUAUUUUAUUUUAUUUUAAUAUGUACAGAUUAAAAAAAUAAACCUUUGCA
This is a messenger RNA of Xiphophorus hellerii (green swordtail), 1571 nucleotides long. RefSeq names its product V-set and immunoglobulin domain containing 8b (gene vsig8b). NCBI's taxonomy places the organism in Eukaryota, Metazoa, Chordata, Actinopteri, Cyprinodontiformes, Poeciliidae. The transcript has 8 exons. The record is from RefSeq and is a predicted model, not a curated record. The coding region runs from base 141 to 1229 and encodes 362 amino acids.